Molecule: messenger RNA, 1617 nt
Organism: Cucurbita pepo subsp. pepo (vegetable marrow)
Lineage: Eukaryota; Viridiplantae; Streptophyta; Magnoliopsida; Cucurbitales; Cucurbitaceae
Product: 26S proteasome non-ATPase regulatory subunit 12 homolog A
Cellular component (GO): proteasome regulatory particle, lid subcomplex; cytoplasm
Source: RefSeq, a predicted model, not a curated record
GGGGACAGCUUCGAUACUCUCUACGAUAUAUGGCUUCAUCAAGCUCCGAUUACUUCGCCAUCUUCAACUUCUCUAUCCCAAGAAUUCAUUUAUCGAGCUCUGGAUUAGGCUGAAUCAGAUUAAAAUGGAAGGCAAGCGGAGUUUGGAGGCUGCUAUUGAGGAGCUCCUACAUGUUGAGAAGCAGAUGCGAGUCGCUGAAGACGUCGCCGGUGCUAAGAAGGCUGCAAUCGACAUUCUAAAGCUCUGUUUUGAAGCGCGGGCAUGGAGUAUGCUCAACGAACAAAUUGUGCUCCUCGUGAAACGCCGCGGUCAGCUUAAGCAGGUUGUAACUGCAAUUGUCCAGCAAGGAAUGCAACAUGUUGAUGAAACACCAGAUCUUGAAACUCGUAUAGAGCUUAUCAAGACACUCAAUAAUGUUUCUGCAGGAAAGAUAUAUGUGGAAAUUGAGAGAGCUCGGUUGAUAAAAAAACUAGCAAAGAUUAAAGAAGAGCAGGGUCUCAUAGCGGAAGCUGCAGAUUUGAUGCAAGAAAUUGCGGUCGAGACUUUUGGUGCCAUGGCAAAAACCGAGAAAAUUGCAUUCAUUCUUGAACAAGUUCGAUUGUGCUUAGACCGCCAAGAUUAUGUUCGUGCUCAAAUUAUUUCAAGGAAAAUUAGUCCCAGAGUUUUUGAUGUGGAUGAUUCAAAAGAGAAGAAAAAGCCCAAAGAAGGUGAGAGUGUGGUUGAGGAUGCCCCUGCUGAUAUACCAUCGCUGAUGGAACUGAAGAGAAUUUACUAUGAACUAAUGAUAAGGUACCACUCUCAUCAUCAUGAAUAUUUUGAGAUCUGCCGUAGCUAUAAGGCCAUAUAUGAGAUUCCUUCCGUCAAAGAUAAUCCAGCAGAAUGUAUACCGAUCCUAAGAAAAAUCUGUUGGUAUCUAGUUUUAUCACCACAUGGUCCAAUGCAGUCUAGUCUCCUCAAUUCCACCUUGGAAGAUAAGAAUCUUUAUGAGAUUCCAAAUUUUAGAUUGUUGUUAAAACAGCUAAUCACAAUGGAGGUUAUUCAAUGGACAUCUCUAUGGAAUACCUUCAAGAACGAGUUUGAGAACGAGAAGAAUUUUCUUGGUGGUGCUUUGGGUGACAAAGCUGCCAAAGAUCUAAGACGGAGAAUUAUCGAACACAACAUAAUAGUCGUUUCAAAGUAUUAUGCAAGGAUUGCGUUAAGCAGAUUUGCAGAGUUGUUGUGUCUCAGUCUUCAGGAAACUGAGAAGCAUCUAUCUGAUAUGGUUGUAUCCAAAGCUCUAGCUGCCAAGAUAGACAGGCCAACAGGAACAGUCUGUUUUGGCACGACGAAAGAUAGCAGCGACGUUCUUAAUUCCUGGUCGAUGAGCUUGGAGAAACUACUCGAUCUCGUCGAGAAGAGUUGUCAGCAAGUUCACAAAGAAACCAUGGUACAUAAAGUUGCUUUCAAAGUUUGAUGAGAAGAAUAAUAGCCAUGAUAUUAUUGACUUGCCAUCUUUUGCUGCUUGGCUGGGCAUUGAUGAACCGGUUGUUGUAGUGUUUGCUGAAAAUUAUGUGUCUAAUAACUCCUGGAACGGAUCUUUAACUUCAAAGAAAGAUUUUACUUUUUUGAGAGAACUUU